Molecule: messenger RNA, 5615 nt
Organism: Zingiber officinale
Lineage: Eukaryota; Viridiplantae; Streptophyta; Magnoliopsida; Zingiberales; Zingiberaceae
Product: E3 ubiquitin-protein ligase KEG-like
Exons: 16
Coding region: 323-5272 (1649 amino acids)
Biological process (GO): late endosome to vacuole transport; defense response; abscisic acid-activated signaling pathway
Cellular component (GO): trans-Golgi network; early endosome
Molecular function (GO): protein binding; ATP binding; protein kinase activity
Source: RefSeq, a predicted model, not a curated record
GAAAUGAAAAGGGAGACACCCACCGCGGAAAGUUGGGCAAGCUGCAAGGGAAGACCGUCGUAGUGUUUCGGAGGAAAAGGAAAGAGCAAGGAGCAGGAAAGGAAAGAUCGUCUCUCUCUCUCUCUCCAAAGUCCAAUCCGUCCUGGCUCCUGCCGAGUGAAGUGAUCAGCAGCUAAUUAGCGACUCAUAUUUCACUCGUCACCUCUUCCGGUAAGUGAUCCGCUUUUACUCCUCCCCGAAACCCUCGUUCGGGAGGAGCGAUCGGGGAAAUUGAGGAGGAGGAGGCGGAGGAGGAGGAGGCGGAGAGAGGGGAUCCAUUGCCAUGAGGGUGCCCUGCUGCUCCCUGUGCCAUUCGCGCUACGACGAGGAGGAGCGCGCCCCUCUGCUCCUCCACUGCGGCCAUGGCUUCUGCAAGGCCUGCCUCUCCAAGAUGUUCGCCGCCUCCGCCGGCACCUCCCUUUGCUGCCCGCGCUGCCGCCUCCCGACCCACGUCGGCAACAGCGUCCAUGCGCUCCGCAAGAACUUCCCUAUCCUCUCCCUCCUUGCCUCCUCGACCUCCUCCCCUUCCUUCGACUACGACUUCACCGACGAUGACGAAGAGGGGAAUGGUCAGGGGGAGGAAGAUUAUGACCUCGACGAAGACGAUUACAUUUCCCACGGGGGCGGCCGCCGCGGGAGGGCUGGAUUGCCCUCUCACGCCGGUUGCUGCGCCGCUGCCAGCACUAGCGCGGCCUCCACUACGGCUAUUGACCUUGGCCUCCACCACGAACUCAAGCUGCUAAGGAGGCUCGGAGAAGGGCGGCGAGUAGGGCAGGAGGUGUGGUCUGCUGUGCUGUCUAAGGGUUCCCCUUCCUCUAGUCAAAAUGGCGGGAGUUGUCGACACCUGGUGGCGGUGAAGCGCAUUGCGCUCACGGAGGACACCGACGGGGUGUGGUUGAAGAGUCGGCUGGAGAACCUGCGCCAAGCUUCCAUGUGGUGCAGGAACAUUUGUACCUUUCACGGGGUGAGACAGACGGAUGGAUACUUGUGCCUCGUUAUGGACAGGUUCACUAGCUCCAUCCAGUCAGAAAUGCAGCAGAACAAAGGCCGUCUUACAUUGGAGCAGAUACUCAGGUAUGGGGCGGAUAUUGCUCGUGGUGUGGCAGAGCUCCAUGCUGCUGGUAUUGUUUGCAUGAGUUUGAAACCAUCAAACCUUCUUUUGGAUUCAAAUUACCGUGCGGUGGUCUCAGAUUAUGGGCUUCCAGCUAUUCUAAAAAGACCUAUGUGCCGAAAAGCCCAAUCAGUUGCAGAGGGAUGCCCUUCAAGUUUGCAUUCAUGCAUGGAUUGCACAAUGCUAAGCCCUCAUUACACAGCUCCUGAGGCAUGGGAGCCAGUCAAGAAAUCACUAAAUUUAUUUUGGGAUGAUGCAAUUGGUAUAUCUUCUGAGUCUGAUGCUUGGAGUUUUGGCUGUACUCUUGUGGAAAUGUGUACUGGAUCUGCCCCAUGGUCUGGACAAAGUACCGAAGAGAUUUAUCGGUCUGUUGUCAAGGCACGGAAAUUACCCCCUCAAUAUGCAAGCAUAGUCGGUGUUGGAAUUCCUAGAGAUCUAUGGAAGAUGAUUGGUGAUUGUCUGCAAUUCAAACCUUCAAAGAGGCCAACUUUUCAUUCAAUGCUAGCAAUCUUUCUUCGACAUCUACAAGAAAUUCCUCGGAGUCCUCCUGCUAGUCCAGAAAAUGAGUUUCCAAGAGCUACUACAACCAAUAAUACCUCAGACCCUUCUCCUGUAUCUGUGUUAGAGGAUUUUCAGUGUAACCCAAAUAUUUUACAUCAACUUAUAUCUGAAGGAAAUUUUUGUGGGGUGAGUGAUCUGCUUGCAAAGGCAGCUUCAAACAGUAAGAGCUCAAUUGGUUCUCUUCUAGAAGCACAAAAUGCAGAGGGACAUACUGCUCUGCAUUUAGCUUGUAGGCGAGGUUCAGUGGAGCUUGUGAAGACUAUUUUGUCUUUCAAAGAAGCUGAUGUGGAUAUUUUAGACAGAGACGGUGAUCCUCCAAUUGUGUUUGCUGUGGUUGCUGGUUCUCCAGAGUGUGUUCGUGCUUUGAUUAGUAGAUCUGCUAACGUUAGUUCCAGGCUGAGAGAUGGCCUUGGCCCUUCUUUAACACAUAUAUGUGCUUUGCAUGGCCAACCAGAGUGCAUGAAAGAAUUACUGUUGGCUGGAGCUGAUCCAAAUGCAGUCGAUGAUGAGGGCGAAUCAGUUUUGCAUAUAGCCAUUUCAAAACGAUACUCUGAUUGUGCUAUUGUUAUUCUGGAAAAUGGAGGAUGUAGAUCAAUGAGAAUACUGAAUUCACAGAGAAAAACGCCCUUGCAUUUAUGCAUUGAGACAUGGAAUGUUGAAGUGGUGAAGAAGUGGGUUGAGUUGGCAUCACAGGAGGAUAUUGAUGAAGCCAUAGACAUUCCAAGUUCAAAUGGAACAGCAUUGUGCAUGGCUUCUUCUCUCAAGAAAACUCGUGAAAUUGAGGGCCGGGAAUUGGUUAGGGUGUUGUUAGCUGCUGGUGCAGAUCCCACAGCCCAAGAUGAACUGCACUACCGCACGGCAUUGCAUACUGCAGCAAUGAUCAAUGAUGCAGAUUUAGUUAAGAUCAUUCUGGAAGCUGGGGUUGAUGUGAACAUAAGGAAUGCUCAAAAUACAAUACCUCUCCAUGUUGCAUUGAAUAGAGGUUCAAAUUCAUGUGUUGGUUUGCUUUUAUCUGCUGGAGCAAACUGUAAUUUGCAGGAUGAUGAUGGUGACAAUGCCUUCCACAUAGCAGCUGAUGCAGCAAAAAUGAUCCGUGAAAAUCUCAAUUGGAUUGUUGUUAUGUUGCUGUACCCAUCUCCUGCUGUUGAUGUGCGAAACCACAGGGGUUGGACGUUGCGUGAUUUUCUUGAGGGCCUGCCUCGAGAAUGGAUCUCGGAGGAGCUGAUGGAAGCACUCAUUGACAAAGGAGUUUUUCUUUCUCCAACCAUAUAUGAAGUUGGAGACUGGGUGAGAUUCAAAAGAAGUGUUGAAAACCCAACUUACGGUUGGCAAGGUGCCAAUCACAAAAGUAUUGGAUUUGUCCAAACAGUGCCGAACAAUGAAAAUUUAAUUGUGUCCUUCUGCACUGCGGAGGGCCGAGAGGCACGUGUUUUGGCAAAUGAGGUUGUUAAAGUGAUUCCUUUAGACAGAGGACAGCAUGUCAAGAUGAAGUCUGACGUUAAAGAACCAAGGUUUGGAUGGCGUGGUCAAUCACAAGACAGUAUUGGUACUGUCCUCUGUGUUGAUGAUGAUGGUAUCUUACGGGUUGGUUUUCCUGGAGCAUCUAGGGGAUGGAGAGCUGAUCCUGCUGAAAUGGAAAGAGUUGAAGAAUUUAAGGUGGGUGACUGGGUCCGUGUUCGCCCUGUAUUAACAGCCGCUAUUCAUGGCAUGGAAGCUGUAACUCCUGGAAGCAUUGGGAUUGUGCAUUCCAUCAGGCCUGACAGUAGCCUGUUGCUAGGUCUUUGUUACUUAAACACUCCUUGGCACUGUGAACCUGAGGAAGUUGAACCUGUGGAGCCAUUCAGGAUUGGUGAUCAAGUAUGUGUAAAGAGGUCUGUUGCAGAGCCUAGGUAUUCUUGGGGUGGAGAGACACACCAUAGCGUAGGAAAGAUAAUUGAGAUAGAGAGUGACGGUCUACUUAUAAUUGAAAUUCCAAACCGUUCAACAGCAUGGCAAGCUGAUCCUUCUGAUAUGGAGAUGGUUGAAAAUUUUAUGGUCGGUGACUGGGUGAGAGUCAAAGCUUCAGUACCGUCUCCCAAAUAUGGAUGGGAAGAUGUGACACAGAACAGUAUCGGGAUUGUCCAUAGUCUAGAAGAUGAUGGUGAUAUGGGUGUUGCAUUCUGCUCUAGGAGUAAGCCUUUUUUAUGCUCAGUGGCAGAUAUGGAGAAAGUACAGCCCUUUGAGCUAGGAGAUAAAAUUCAUGUGAUGCCAACCAUAUCUCAACCACGAUUAGGAUGGUCAAAUGAAACUGCUGCAACUGUUGGGACAAUAUCAAGAAUAGAUAUGGAUGGAACUUUGAACGUCAAAGUUGCUGGUAGGAUUAACUUGUGGAAAGUAGCUCCAGGUGAUGCUGAGAGACUUACAGGCUUUGAAGUUGGAGAUUGGGUGCGUGUGAAACCACCAACUUUUGGGGCUAGUAGACCCACAUACGACCGGAAUAGCAUCGGAAAAGAAAGUAUUGCUGUUGUUCAUAGUAUACAAGACUCUGGAUACUUGGAGGUGGCUGGGUGUUUUAGGAAGGGAAAAUUGAUCACUCAUUUCAUGGACAUUGAGAAGGUCCCAUGCCUUAGAGUAGGGAACUAUGUUCGAUUUCGGGCUGGAAUUGUUGAGCCCAGAUGGGGCUGGAGAGGUGCUAGCCCUGAUUCUAGAGGCAUAAUAUCUGGCGUGCAUGCAGAUGGAGAAGUAAGAGUGGCUCUUUUUGGCAUGUCAGGACAGUGGAGAGGAGACCCUGCUGACCUUGAGAAGGAGGAAAUGUUUGAAGUUGGCAAUUGGGUUAGGCUGAAGGAUGAAUCUGGUUGCUGGAAAUCUCUGAAACCUGGAAGCAUAGGUGUGGUUCAUGGAAUAGGAUAUGAAAAUAAUAUGUUCGAUGGAACUAUUCAUGUUGCAUUUUGCGGUGAGCAAGAAAAGUGGGUUGGACCUGCUACUCAUCUAGUAGGAACAGCUAGGCUCAAUGUCGGGCAACGAGUGAGGAUUAAGAAAUGUGUGGAGCAACCCAGAUUUGGUUGGUCCACACACAGUCACACAAGUAUCGGGACUAUUUCAUCUAUUGAUGCGGAUGGAAAAUUAAGGAUAUAUACGCCUGCGGGAUCCAAGGCGUGGAUGAUUGACCCUGCCGAGGUGGACAUACUGGAGGAAGAGAAAGUACAAGUUGGAGAUUGGGUGAAAGUGAGGGAAGACAUUGUUACGCCGACAUAUCAAUGGGGAGAUGUUACCCAUGCGAGCAUAGGAGUGGUGCACAGGGCAGAGAAUGGGGAGUUGAGGAUUGCUUUCUGUUUUAGAGAGAAACUAUGGGUAUGCAAAGAGGAGGAGGUGGAGAAGGUGACAGCAUUCAAGAUGGGGGACAAGAUAAAAAUAAAACCAGGCUUAGUCAUGCCAAGGUGGGGGUGGGGAAUGGAAACAUCCUCAAGUAAGGGUGAGAUCAUGGGUGUAGAUGCCAACGGAAAGUUGAGGAUCAAGUUCAAAUGGAGAGAUGGGAGAUUGUGGAGAGGGGAUCCAGCAGAUGUUGUUCUUGAUGACUUGUGAACCAUAUCCGGUGCCAUUGAUGACUACUGCCUCUAGGUUUUUUUCAGCAAUUUUAUCUUAUUCUUUUGUCAUUCUACUUUUUUCUUCAGUUUACUACUGGAACAGUCAGUCAGCCAUGAUAGGCCCAUCUCAACCUGGUCUAAGAUACAUGAACUGAAGAACAUGGACGAAAUGCCUUCAAUCAUCCUGAUCCAGGAGAUAAGAUUGCCCCUCUUUAAUUAUGAAAAACUUGAUGUCUCAAGUUUAGUUUGUAUCACCAUAAAUUAUGCUACUGUCUGAUGUAACUCUAAUACUAGUGUACAGAUUUACCUUGGGAAAAAAAUCUUAGUCUUUUUUUCAUAAA